Molecule: messenger RNA, 12197 nt
Organism: Ochlerotatus camptorhynchus
Lineage: Eukaryota; Metazoa; Arthropoda; Insecta; Diptera; Culicidae
Product: heterogeneous nuclear ribonucleoprotein L-like
Exons: 15
Coding region: 1279-2913 (544 amino acids)
Biological process (GO): mRNA processing; regulation of RNA splicing
Cellular component (GO): nucleus
Molecular function (GO): mRNA binding
Source: RefSeq, a predicted model, not a curated record
CUUUCAGUUUCACCUAGGCCGCGGACAGUUUUAGUCAGAGUCAUUCAGUGUUCGAUUCUCGGAAGAUCGAGUCAGAAGUGAAAAUUUUCCUGAAGCGCUCCAAAUUCGCAGUUUGGUGGUGUGUCGUUCUAUAGCUAACCCGCAAGGUUGAUAGAAUAGUACGAGUCUACGUUGAGUGAGUGCGUUUUCAACAGGGAUAGCCAUUCCUUUUACUACAAUCAGAAAAGGGUGGCCAUUCGGCGAUAGGAAAAUACAAUCGUCCACCCGAAGCGCAAUCACGCUAUCAUAAUCCACUAAACAAAAGCAGAUAUCAAUCGCCAUAGGAAAGACAGAGACGGAAAAUUGCGUUCUUCCGUUCAAACAUAUAGCAGCCUGCUGAGCUAGAGGAAUUCUAGCUCCACUCUUGUUUCGAUUUCGCACGCAGACACUACACGACAGAAAAAUCAUCCUUUGGCAAAAAAAAACAUCGACACAACAGGAAAAGGCCCAGCAUACAAAGGAUCACACAGACUCUUCCGGUUCCGGUGUUCCUUUUGGGCGGUCUCGCGUACUAGAACGGACGUUCUUUCACUGCUACAGUUUUUUAAUCUUGUAUCUUUCUCAAUACUUCAUUCCGCUGACGCUGGAGAGUGUACCCCUAGGUGUCAUAGCAACGCCGUUUUGACCCUCCGUGCUAAUCUUUGCAUAAAGUAGUUUCCUACGCGUUCAGCCGAGCAGCAGUAGCAGAGUAGGCGACGACGAGAGCUGUCAAGUGCAUGUGCGCGUGUGUGCGUGAACGGUGAAGCAAACCCCAUUGUUUUCUGCGGUAUAUUUUCCUUCGAAUGCUAGUCGAAAAAGCAUAAUAAAUUAUUGAAGGGAAAAGUCAGUGCGUCGGAAGGAAAAGAAAAAAAAAAACUAAAAAUAAAUAAUAAAGCAAAUAAUAAUCAUAUACAAAAGGCAAAAGAGCGAAUCGCAAAGUAUACCGGAGGAAAGUCGCGCGUGUGAGAAGCAGAAAAUAGUGGUGUGUGCUUGCAUAGUAAAAUAGCAAAAAGAAAGGAAGGCAAACGAAGAUAAUAAGUGAAAACAGCAAGCCUCCAGAGUGCAGGAAAGUGAAGCAGAAAAAAAAAUAAAGCUUAUUUUUCGUGUGUCUUGUAGGGAAAAGUUCCAGGUUUUUCAACAGCGGUUAUUAUCGUAGGCUGUCCCGAGUGAUAAGUAAAGCAUAGUGAGGUGUCGCGACAUUUUCUCAACCCUACCCUCCUCUUUGCUUGCGUGUGUGCUAGUAAACAAAGCUCAAUUUCAAUGAUCAUGGCGUUCAACGGAAACGGUGCCGGCGGUGGCCAGGACGGGCCGCAUAACAAGCGCCUUUGUACCGGCCAGGAGAUGAUCGAGACGGUUCCGCUCAAUAGCCGGAACAACAACAACAACAUCAACGUCACAGAUGAGCCUCGGCGAAAGCGCGAGGUAGCAACCCGGCCCAACCAUAUCCUGCUGUUCACCAUCAUCAAUCCAGUCUAUCCUAUUACAGUGGACGUUCUACACACCAUCUGCUCACCCAACGGACAAGUGCAACGUAUCGUGAUAUUCAAGAAGAAUGGAGUCCAAGCUAUGGUUGAGUUUGACAGCAUUGAAUCCGCCACCAGAGCCCGCGAUGCAUUGAACGGCUGUGACAUCUACUCCGGUUGCUGCACACUGAAGAUCGACUAUGCCAAGCCAGAAAAACUCAAUGUUUACAAAAACGACACGGACUCCAGUUGGGACUACACAUUGGAAGCAGCCGUCUCCAAGGAUGCCUGCAACGGACGAGCCCCGUUGCUACACGAUCCUACCAUCUUCGGCGGAAGGCCGACCCCGUACAGUGAGUCAUCUUACAGUUAUCCUCAACCUCUCUCUAUUCCUAUCUGUGAAACAAUAAACGACCGCCAAUCAUUAGUCAGCCAUGGUCCUAAACCAGCCCUUCUGGGAGCCGGCGGAGGAAACGGAUUUGCACCGAACUUUUCACCGCCCGAAUUUCAUCCGUCGGAAAACUGGAAACCCACACCGGCCGGAACACACGUCGGACUGAUGAAGGACCCACCGCUGACCCGAAACGGACCAGCCAACUUCAUUCAACCGGCACAGCAACAGGGCGCAGUGAUGAUGGUCUACGGACUCGACAACAACACGGCCAACACUGAUAAGCUGUUCAAUCUCUUCUGCCUGUACGGAAAUGUUGUCAGGAUAAAGUUCCUGAAGACCAAAGAGGGUACCGCCAUGGUCCAGAUGGGAGACGCCAUCGCAGUUGAACGCAGCAUCCAGCACCUGAACAACAUUCCAAUCGGAAAUGAUGGUAGCAAAAUCCAGAUUGCAUUUUCCAAACAGAACUAUUUGUCAGAGUCCACCAACCCCUACACCCUGCCGGACAAUUCGAUCAGCUUCAAGGACUACAGCGCCUCCAAGAACAAUCGCUUCCUUUCGUUGACCCAGGCCAGCAAAAAUCGCAUUCAGCCACCGAGCAAGAUUCUCCACUUCUUCAAUACCCCACCCGGUAUGUCCGAGGAUCUGCUGCUGACUGCAUUUACCACCAAGGACUGCCACCCGUCGCAAGUGCGAAUGUUCCCGCUAAAAUCGGAACGUUCCUCCUCCGGACUGGUCGAGUUCCCGAGCGUAGCCCUGGCGGUGAACGCCAUCAUGAAGUGCAACCACAGCGCGAUCGACCACAAAGGCACAAAAUUCCCGUUUAUUAUGAAGCUGUGCUUCUCCUCGUCCAAGACGAUGAACGGUGCGUGGAGUAACGAGAACAUCGAAAACAUGGGCAUGGGCAUGGCACCGGCACCUGGCAACCCGAUGUCGGCAGCGGUCGCGACAGCCUCCGCCGUGGCAGCAGCGUCCGGUGGUGUGACGCCCAUUUCGGUGACGGGCAGCCAUCUCAAAUCCGAACACGAUGAACCAAUGUAAGAUGGAGUCCAUGUCGUUAGAAGGAAAGCAAAAGCAACGACGUAACUCGUUCGUCAGCUCUCACCCCACCAUCAACGAUCAUCAUCGCCAUCGUCAGCACCAUCCAAGACCACACAUACACACCCCCCAUGUAAUGUCCUUUCCAAUUCGAUUCGAGACUACACGGCGGAAGAUCUAUCUUGAUAACAUCCACUUAUUGAAGGGAGAAAACAUUGAAACAAUAUCAAAGCUAAAUUUAAGGCACAGUCCAACGUCCGUCAAGACAUAACCUAAAUAGUGUAUUGCUAGAGGAACUUUAAGAAGAGCAUAAUUCGACAUCGUCAAAAUGUACAGAGGAUACCUUUUUCGCGCCACAAACAUUGGCGGAAUUUUAGGGCAAGGUCAUCAAUUUUUAACCAAAAAACACAAUUCUCAACAUCCUAAAAGCUCCUAUUUUUUCCGGAUUAUUCAUUUGUUAAUUUUUCGUUCACACAACUGAGAGCAAUGAAAUCGUCAUUAGAGAAGAAGGGAGAACAGCAGUGAGGAACACUGAAAGAAAAAGACAUUAUUUAUUGCAUAGUUCGAUAAGGCACUCUUUAGAGGUUAGGAUUCAUUCUCCUUUGUUUUCACAGUUUACGUAAGCUUGGAAAGAGCGGAAACUUCUUUUUCUGAGAUAAGAGAAAGGAUUUUCCUUUUUCUGUAUAGAUAAUGUAAUGAUUCGUAAUUAUAAUUUCUUAUUGUGUUAGUUGGAAGUGCAAAAAGGCAGGAGAGUAAAAAAUAAUUUGUUGAACUAUUUGAGAUAAUAUACAAAACAAAAGAAAACAAACAAUCUGCGUAGUGAAAUUAAUUAGUUUCAAAUUGUACAUCGCGAUGUGAAGAGGAUAAAAACGAAGAAGAAACAAAAAGCGUCAAAUAAGUGAAUUGGCAAAAUUAUGUUCUAGUGAUUAAGUUAGUAGUAAACAAACAAAAAACAACUGUAUAGAAUCGUUUUUAUUUCUACUAUUUUCUGUCCCAAAAAACAACAGAAACAACAACAACAAUCAUCACAAUUAAAUUAACACAGCAAACACUCUUUACACACAUACAUAUACAAAACAUGAACAUAUGGUAAACAACCACACGUGUAUAGCGAAAACAAAGGCACGCGACUGUGCGACACCACAUCUAUACUCUACUACUACUACUACUACUACACUGAAACAAAACAGCAAAUGCAUCAAAUGAGAAAGAGUGUAGUUUCCCCUCGGAAUCGGAAGUCUUCGAUAAGAAAAAAGUAUGCGAGGGGAACGACUAUGGUUAUCAUUUUGGUUGCUCUUCUCUUAGGUAUUACAAACAAUGUUUUGUUAGUGAAAUGAAACGAAAUGACAAUUCAAACUGCAAGAAUGGAAAAUUUCCAAGCGAAACCAUGCUACUUCUUUCGUCAGAUAUGUUAGUUGUUAGGAAAGUUAGUUCAUUUUUUGUACAUUUUUAUACAAAAUAAAAUUAUUAAAAAAAAACUUUCAUUUUUAAGGCUAGACGAUAGAACACCGAGAGUGAGAGAAUGAGACGCUACCCGAGAAGCUACAGCGUAUGACAAAGAAAACAAAUUGUUAUUUUUUUUUAGGAUAUUUUUUAUGAUUUUUUUAAACUUGUUUUCUUUUUUUGUUACACUGCAAAUCUUCCACCUUUUAGAAUGUUAGUUUGUUUUCCUUCCAUAACCGAUUUGUUCAUUUACUAGCGAUUAAGUUUCAACCCUUCUACCAUCUACUACUUUCAGUUACUUUUAGGAAGACUAUACGAAGCGAGAUUCUUACUUCACAAUCAAUUUUUCUGAAACGAAAGCCAAAAAGAAGCCAAUACUGAUGACUGCCAUGGUGCAGUGGACAAAUGAAAAAAAGAGACUACUAUUUGUUGUUGAGAGGUAAAAAUAAAGAAGCCACACGAGCAGUAAAAUACCGAAUGUUGUCCAAUUGAUUGUGAAACUUGCGGUCCCUUGAGUUGAUUCCCUUUUCCCGUGUUUUGGUUCGAUUCUUCCCUUGAUUUUCAUUGGUUAACAUUUUUUUCAGUUAAGAAGCAACAUAUCCCACACAAAAAAAAACACAUACAGAUACAGCAACAGAAAAGAACACACAUAUUUCGAGGAAUAACUCAAAUGCAUACCAGAGUAAGGAGAAAGAAAAAGAACUCUAAUUCUUAAGAAGCAUAUUACCAAGAGGAAAAGAUGAUGCAUAUUUAUAUUUACAACAAAUUUGUCAGAUUGAACAAGUCUUAAAACAUAUUGUAUAAAGAAGAGAAGAAAAAUAAUCAAUAAUGUAUGGUGGUCCAAUGUUGAAAUAAUAUCAUUUUAUUAUUAUUAUUAAACAAAAAUAUUGCGAUAAACACAAAACAAAAAUAACCAAUAAUAACUAAAGAAAAGUUCUAGUAAAUGCAUUGCAAAAAAAAACACACAAACAAACUCCAUUCAGGUCGCCGGGAAGUUCUAUACAACUUCACGCGUCGACCAAGUGAGAUAAAAUAUCGUAGAAGCAAAGGAAAAGCAGAAUAUCAUUUUAUCCAUCUACUAAAAGCAAACUCAAAUGCGGCUCUUUGUUGGAAAGGGCGAACGAAUCAAUUAUUAGUUUAAAGAACGGCAAUCAGAACUCUUAUCAGAACAAAACCCCUGCGCAUCGUAGAAGAACAAACCGUCGUCGUCGAUGUUUGUUACUUCUCCUGCCAGAAUCCCCCGUUAUCCUCCGACACUUUCCACCUCCCCAAGGGUCCCCCCCCACACGACCUACACAUUCAGAAUUAACGACAGACCGCAUCUCCGUCUAGUGAAAGAAGUUAUACAAUUGUAGGACAUCAGAGGAACAUCAUAUCGCAAACUCUCCGAUAGGCAAUUAUUUUCCGUUAUCUAUUACCAAUUAACGAAAGGCUGUGGAUGUGUAAAUGUUUUGUUAUGUAUGUGCGUAAGGUUUUAAGAGAGAAAACAAAAAAAAAACAUAAACUAGCAAAAAGAAGACGAAGCAAAUCUAUCCUAAUCGAUUUCGUUUGUUUCUUAAAUUGCCACUUUGUAUUUAUAUUAGUCAAAAAAAAAAAAGGCAAGCCAAUGCAAGCAAACUCUCUUUGUUAGUUUUAUUCGCAGUGUUGUGUAAGACGUUUAAGGUAAUUAAAUUUGAUGAACACAAAUCAAUAUGUGAAAACAAAAAAAAUAAGGGCGCUAAUUAGACGAUAUAGAAGAGGAAACUACGACUAGUAUGUGUUGUGUACUGCUGGAUAAAACUACCACUACUAUUACUUACUGCAACUACUACUACUACUACUACUAAAACUACUACAAAUACAAUAUCAAACACCGGAAAAGCAAUCAGUUGACAAGAAAACCAAAAAAAAAAUCGAGAAAAAAUGUCAUGAAAUCAACAUUCUAGUAUUAAAACUGAGCACACACGUAAAGAGACACAGAAAAAAAGGUAGUAGGUAACAUUAGAAAACCAACACGAAUAUCUUGAAACAUGUUGCUCAAUCAAAGUCGUAAUAUUGAUGUGUGUGUGUAAUUUGUUUUUGUUUGCAAUUUUUGCACGAGUUAGAUCGUUUUCUUGUUGGCUUGAAAAAUUAUUUAAAAAAUUACCAUGGAAGCAACUAAAAUGAGUCGACCGAUACUGUUUUGGGAGUUUGUAAAAUAUUCAAUACGCGUAUCAAGGUGUACUUGGAGAGAAUCCUUAAGCCUCGGCUUCAUUUGUCGAAUUUGAAAGCACGGGUCUCGUGAUAUUCGUGAGAUGCAAAUCUUCUGUACACGCAUGUGAAGAAGGAUUCUAACCUUAAGUAGUCCUGUGACGAUAUCGAUAAAUAUCGGGUCUAAAUUAUCGAUACGAUAACCGAUAUUUAAAAAUCCGAUAUCAAAGAUAAUCGAAAUUCUAACUUGGUAUUCAAUUAACACGAGGGAAUGGUUGAAUGCCAGAAUAGCCUAAGGACAACCAAGUGAGCGUCUAACUCCGAACGGAAGGACAUUUAUUUAUACGAGAGAUGUUAUUUUUUGGUACUUGGAGGACAAGUAAGAAGCGUAAAUUUCCAUCCGGAAUAACCCUCUAGCGACAAUCGAUUUUGCGCUAGUACGUAGUUUCGGAAGUAGUCGGCUGUAUAACGUAUCAGUGUGCGAUUUUCCAUUCAAUAUCGGAUAGCGGAUAAAUACGACAUCGUCACAUCACUAACCUUACACGCAGAAAAAUGGAUUUAUGUUUGAGGGCCUAAUGUAUUUUGUUAUUGAUUCAAACAUAUUGUAUUGUAUCACUUUUUCAACGAAACAUAUUUUUGAAUCAACAAAAUGGUUUUUAGAAUCAACAAUAUAACAGAUUAUUGCCUCUACAACCGGUUUGUUGAUUCAAAAAUAUUUUUCUUUGAUCUAACCGAGUAAUAUAUUUGAAUCAAUACCAAACCAAAAAUAUAUCCAUUUGAAUUUAAAAAUCAUUUGAAAUCAUUGAAUUUAAAAAUCAUUUCUCUUUGAAAUUGAGACUGGCAUGUCUAAACAGAGAAAAAAAAUACCCUAAAUUUAAGUUCUUUUUACUUAAUUUUGCGUAAUUUUGAGUUUUGCAUCAAACUUACUGUUGUCAAAAACGGAACGAGAGAUUCGAUUUUCUCAUGACUAUCGUUCAAUAAGCUACUAGCUACUAGUGAGUAUUUAAGACAUUCUCAAAUUUGAGUCAAUUGAACUUAAUUUUGGGUAGAAAAUACUCACGAGUAAGUAAUUUCUUUGCCGUAGUCAAAUGUAAACUACUACAAGCGCUUUACUGAACAUUAGCUUAUUGAACGGAAGAUGAGUGAAAAGAACUUAAUUUUGGGUAAUUUUUCAAUUCCGUGUAAGGUUUUCUUACAUAAAAGCUAAAAAAGACGCAUACAAUCCCGCCAUCUAUCGCUGAACGGUUAAAGCUCCGAGCAAAUUUUUUCGAUCCGAUAGUUUCGACUUUGCUCAAGCAUUAUAGCAGUUGUCCCUUGGAUUCUAGUCUGCUGAUAUGCUAUCUGCAAUUGAAGGCAACAUUUUCCGUUUGUCUUGCUAUAUGCAUGCAUGUAUGAAAGCUGCAUUAUGUUAGACGAGUUAGUUUCCUGAUGGUACUUUGCUACUUUGGUAGACAAAGGAGCUUUUGCGAACUUUCGGAGCACACCAAAUUUUAGUUUUCAUUAUCAGUAAAACGGUUUGCUGGAUCAUGAUCGGCAACAAAAAAGCUUUACUGAAAAACAGCAAACGAUAUUUUUACCGAAAAAUUCAGCUAACAUAAACGGUUUGCUGGACACCCAGCAAAGUUGUCAAUCAGUUAGCGUCACAGUCGCAAGUAUUUGAAUUCGUACGAUUCGUACAAACCACCGAGGAGGAGGAGAUAAACAUAACUACAAAUAUAUAAAUUUAUGUUGGUAAGAGCACUGCUUAUAAUAUAUGUUAAUAAAUUAUGCAUGGAAAAGACCUUGGCGAUUUUGUCUUUAUUAUUUGUGUAUUUGUAUCAAAAAUCUUCAAUAGAAGCUGCCAGCCCCAAGUGAAAAUAAAUUCGAUUUACUGAGUUUAUUCAGCAAAAUGCUGUGAGCUGUCAGAAUUUUUUAAUGCUGAAAAAUCAGUGAAGAAAUAUUGCUGAAAAUUUUGCUGAUUAUCAGUAAAAUGUUCACAUUUUGACAGAAGUUGGAUUUACUGGAAAAUUCAGCAGCAUUAUUUUGCUAGAAAGUUUGCUGAUCUUUCAUCAAGUUUAAAAUCAGCAAAAUUCUGGUGAGUUUCAGCCAUUUAAAUUUGUUGUGAGACGUUCUUUCUCAAAGACGUAGCCAGGAUUGGAAACAGAACAGGAUGUUUGUUGGUGAUGGGUCAUUAGACCAAAUUCCACUACUUAUGCGUUAACGUCUUAAAUGGGAAAUUGCUUUGCAGAUAUUCAUCCCUGUUCUAUAUUUCGUUCGAAACAGUUUUUUUUUCUUUAGUAUGGGAAGCGUGGGAACUCGGCUUCGAACGAAAAAGCGAAUAGACGGUGACUGUUAUCACCUCACUAGUGACAGCGAGUCACCUUACCUCACUUGCGACGCAGAAUAAGUCUCAUUAUUUCCGAGCAGACUUCUAGAGUAACAUUUGAAAGGGGCCUAUGUCCAAAACGUAAAUAUAUCAGAAAAUAAAUUUUAAAUUUUUCCGCCACUAUUCAUUUCAUAUUUAAGAAAAUUGAAGUAUUUAAGGCAUUUAUAUUGUUCACAAUAACAAUUGUAACUGUAUCUCAGUAUGCAACAUCCUAAAUAUGCGAAAAGCUUUCAAUUUAAUAAUUUGGUAACAAUUUAAUUUCAUAAAUUAAUAAGCCUUUUUGUGAAUCUUUCAAUGGAUAGGCGUUUUUGUUAAGCCGUAGUGCUUGUAAUAAGAAAUAGUACGACCUUUGCUAAGCCUUUUCGCAACGUCAAAUAAAUUCAAAGCAAAUCAUCGGCCCUGCCUCAAUCAGUAAGGUUUAGUAACGAACUGCUCAUUUUUUAAUAACUGUGCACACAGUUGACGAAACAUAGUUCUUUUUUAAGCAGUUAAAGCGUUUUAUAGAUACGUAAAAAGUAGAUUUUAAUUCAAGUAAUAAACUGUAUUUGUUUUUGCGUUGCAAAAAUGAAGUGAGAAAUGCUCGCUGCACAUCUCGGAUUGUAAGUGUAAAAAUUCAUUGGUGUUGAUUCAAUUGUAAGGAAAAUUAUAGGAAACUAUGAUCCUAAUCUAUCAAUUACUUUAAAGAAAAACAUAUUUUAUCAACUGAGUGAAAAUUUAUUCACUCAUAUUCUUGUUUUCGUUCGAACCGUAUUUUCCAUACAAAAAAAAAAAGUUUUUUUGUGUGGAAAAUAUGGUUCGAACGAAAACAAGAACAUGGGUGAUUAACAAAUGAGCGGUUGGUGUGUACAACCGAGCAUGCCAAGCAUGUGGCUCACGCCUGAUGGAUAUGCUUUCCACACUAAAAUUCACGGGCGCAUUAUGUUCCACUUAUGGGCGGUAUGCUCCAACUCGGAUUAACUUUUAAUACCGUGCCUGUUUGGAUGUUCUGCAAUUUUUUUACUUAGAGUCGUGUUGAUUUACUCUGAUGUCGACAUCAAAGCAGUCGGACAAUUUUGAUCAGGAUUUAAUCCGAGGAUGAUACCGGUUGGAGUUUAACACCAUUAGAGUAACAAACAGCUUGGUACUGCGGACUCACUUAAUAUGCAUGUCAACUGAGAGCUAGUGUGAACUGUCAAAUGGAAGCCAAACAUUCAGAAGCCACAAAUGUGGUUACUCUUCUUAUCGAUAGUCAAGCAUUGUCAUCUCAUACUUUUUCCUAACACUUCUCAUAUAAGUAUGUAAACAAACAUUAUUAGAGUCAUGGGGGCUCGAGCACUCCUGACUUGAAGCUUUUGUCAGGAAUCAACUGAUUAAGAGCAAAGCCAUUUUAUACUUAAGAAAAUUUUCAAGCAGUUUUCAUUGGCUCGCAAAUUAAAAUCGAUUGGCUUCGCAGUAGCCAGACAAUGAGUAUUGUUGAAAAUAACUACUAUUUUUCUAACAAACCUUGUUACGUUUAGUCUAUUUUAGAAUGAAACAUAUUCAUGGUUAAGAAUAGUACAUGUAGGCAAAAUAGAAAAGUUUCCGUGUCAAACGAAAAAUGAUAUGCUGCAUGGGUGCGUCGCUUGAAGAAGGACUCGAUAGAGCGAAUUAUCUAUCCGCUGAAACCGACAAAGUAAACAAAGGAAAAAAAAAUCUCAAAUGGCGUUGACGGCGACUCUGUAGCUCUUUACUCCUAUGGUAAAAUCCAUAAGCAAACGUCAGACUUUGGCGGACUUUGUAGUAUCCUGUCAAUCUUUUCUAGAAGAGACAAUUUUUCGACGGUGCCAUCAACGCCAAAGGAGCAGACCGUUUUUGUGCUUCGACAAGCUCGCGUGCUUUCGCUAGUCCGUGCGAUAGAUAGUAGCCCAUUAGACUGAUGCAAAAUUCGACUUUUUUGCUCCACAGUGCUUAAAUGGUUUCAAAUCGGGUCCUGAGUAGCCUCCCAAAGUUACAACUCAUUUGGUUGGAAACAGACUUCGCACAAGCCAUUUGAAGUUUACAUGUAAAUUACUAUGGGAAAUCUCAACUUUUUGUUCAUUGCCUUCUAGUUUUUUUUUCCAUAUUGAGCUGCGAAACAGUUCGAUAGCCAUUCUUAUAGAAAAUUUUCUCAGCUACAACUUUGCUGAAGAUCGUUUCUAUGUAAAACGAGACAGGAAAAAGUUAUUAAUUAUUUAAGAGAUUGGUAAACUUAUGACAUGAUCAAGCAGCUGCUCUGUAGGCAACACUGUAUUUUGCAGUGUGACAUCCGGGACGGGACGUGACAAUCGAGCUUCUCACUCUUCUUAAUGUUUUUGAAGAAUGCCCUUCGGAAAGUUGCACGUGGUGUUUGAAGGAGUAGACCAAUGAUGCCAGGAAUGUAAAAUAUUUUUCUAUUUUAAAUUUGGAUUUUAUCCGGAGUUUCUACCGCAGUCUAGCAGCUUGAACAUCAUUUUUGCUCAACACAAUAAAAAUAACCAUAAACAAACAACAAUAUCCAUCGCUUAAAACACGCAGUGCACUCAAUUUUUCAACUCUCCUUUCGCAAAUAUAAACAAAUAACAACGCCAUUGACGUCAACAUUGAUUCCGGCAUCACUGCCAGCCAGAUUGAUGCGAUCCCUCUAUCCUUUUUAUUCCACGAUUGCUACUGUCAAAUCGACCAAUCAGAAACUGGCUCGGAUUUGACAGAAAAUUGGCUCGAAAUCGCUACCCGAUUGUCAAGUCCCGUCCCAGUGUGACAUAGUAGCCAAGAUUUUUGUGUCCUAUUCAACGCCCCAGAAACACCAAUGUUGCCUGCUGAGCAGUUUAUUGAGCAUGAUCAUAAGACAUCAGCGCAUUGAACCAUAGAUAACUUUUGAUUCUUACAUUUAAUCAAAAAAUGGUCUUCAGCAAAGUUGUAGCUGGGAAAAUUUCCUAUAAGCAAAGUUGAAAGCUUUUGAAGCAGACCGAUAUGGUGAAUUGUUAGAUAGAAAUGAACAAAAAUCUUGGUUUACCAUAGUAAUUCCCAUACAAACUUCAAAUGGUUUGUGCCAUCUCAGUUUCUCACCAAAUGGGUUCAAAUUUUGAGAGGUUUGUCAGGAUCCGAUUUGGAAUCGUUUAAGUAUUGUGGAGCGAAAAUUUCAAAUUUUGCAUCACUCUAGUAGCCCAUACUGCGCAGAACUGUCCUGCCGCACUGUAGAUGCGUCUGCAAUCACAGUUUCUCCCCGAGAACCACUCGGCACGAUUGAUGGUCCACCAAUCAGUCAGCCGUACAGCUCAUUCUCAUUCUCUCGGAGUUUCGAUCGACUGUGGAGGCUGGUGGAGUUUGUGGAUCC